Calypte anna (Anna's hummingbird) is the source of this 357-nucleotide messenger RNA. RefSeq names its product feather keratin 4-like. The record is from RefSeq and is a predicted model, not a curated record. Gene Ontology annotation, cellular component: intermediate filament. Bases 1 to 357 code for a protein of 118 amino acids. Lineage: Eukaryota; Metazoa; Chordata; Aves; Apodiformes; Trochilidae. Gene Ontology annotation, molecular function: structural constituent of cytoskeleton. The transcript has a single exon.
AUGUCUUCCUACAGACAGAUGAUCAGCUCUAAUUGUCUUGCACCCUGCGAGGUGACCUGCCCACAGCCACUUGCAAAUGUCUGGAGCCAGCCCUGUGUGACAUCCUGUGGAGAUUCAAGAGCUGUGAUUUACCCACCACCCGUGGUCAUGACCUUCCCAGGACCCAUUCUCAGCUCCUGCCCUCAGGAGAGCAUCGUGGGCAGCUCAGCACCAUCCAGCACUGGGAGCUUGUUUGGAUCCAUGAGCUCUCUGGGUCCCGGUGGCUCCUAUGGCUCUAGGAGCCUGUACAAUUAUGGGAGGUCAUAUUCUUCCUAUGGAUCCACUGGUUAUGGAUUUGGGAGCUGCAGACCAUGUUAA